AUGCCUGCGGAGCUGGAUGUCAAACAUUUGGGAACAGUUGUCUUAGCGAGUACUGAGAAUCUUCAGCAGCGCUUAAGAAAACCUUUAUAUUUAUUAAUCAUGAACAAAAUUAUUUUAAUUGUCUCAUUAAUCGGAGCCGCAGUGGCAAAGCCCUCGGCUUUAUUCCUGAGCCCUGCAUUGGUCGAACUAAGACCUGGUGCGCAAAUCGGCCUCGAUGGCAAGGUGGUGGACACUCCGGAAGUCGCAUUUGCAAAAGCAGAACACGCAGCAGCGCAUUUGAACGAAAGAUUGAACCACGUUUCUGCUCAAAGUCCUGUUGCAGUUCCAGUAGCAAAAAUCGACGUGUCUGGAGGAGCUCCUGUCGGAGUAGACGGACGCGUCGUUGACACCCCCGAAGUAGCGUUGGCAAAGGCAGAACACGCUGCUGCUCACUUAAAUGAACAAUUGGAAUCCCACAGCGCCGAUUCAAACAUCUUGACCUACAAGCUCGCGAAACUCCAACCUGGAGCACCAAUUGGGCUCGAUGGCCGCGUUCUCGAAACUCCUGAAGUAGCUCUCGCGAGGGCUGAGCACGCUGCUGCUCAUAUCAAUGAAAGACUCAACCACGCUGCCAAGGAAGCUAUCAUUCCUACUUACUCUUACUCUUAUAUUGCUCCGAGUCCUGUUAUUGUCCUAUCAAUGGCGCUAGCCAGCCAAGCGGCUUACCAAGAAUUCGGGCCUCAAAAAUUCGGCCCCCAAGAUUACGGACUAGGACAUCAAGAAUACGCGCAUCAGCCUCAACCGAUCCACAACCAGCGCUUCGCUCCUCCAGCACCAGUCGGACACGACGGUAAUGUGAUCGAUACCCCGGAAGUCGCCCAAGCUAAGGCCGCACAUUUCGAAGAAUUCGCGAAAGCUAAGGCCCGCGCUGCUGCCUCCCAGGAAAAGGAACCCUUGGACUCUCACCCUCAUUACCAGCAAUACGAAUCACCCGCUCCAGUCCACCGCGCUCCAGCUCCUGUCCACUACGCUCCAGCUCCAGCUCCAGUCCACUCCGCACCAGCUCCUCUUCCCAGCUACAGAUUGGCCUCCUCGCAUUACCCGGUCUCAGAGCCCCACUACCACAAUGCUGAGCCGCACUUCAACCCAGAACCCGCGAGCUACAACCACCAGCCGGCUCCUCACCAUUUUGCGGGUCCUGUCGCACCCAAGGCUCACUUCCAGCCUGCUCCUUUGGCUAAAGACGGAACUGUCAUCGACACUCCCGAGGUAGCUGCUCUGAAGGCCGCUAGGUUAGCUGAACUCGCUGAUGCUGAAGCCAGAGCUGCUAAAUACGCUGGAGAUAAUUAUGAUGAGCAAGGAUUCAACGCUGGACAUGCAGGACACGGAGCACCGGCUCAGGUUCAAUACAACUCAGCUUACCCCGCGCAGCCAGCUUACUCUCCCUACGGAAAAUUUAAAUAA
Molecule: messenger RNA, 1443 nt
Organism: Cotesia congregata
Lineage: Eukaryota; Metazoa; Arthropoda; Insecta; Hymenoptera; Braconidae
Source: the annotation of a GenBank genome assembly